AACGUGCAGAUAAAAGGGAACACAUGCGCACUGGGGGUGACACUGGUGAACCGAACGAAAUGUCUCCGGCGAAAUGGAAACAUUCCGUAAGGCGAGAGGAAUUGGUGAGGCGAAAACGGACAUGAUGGACAUCGAGAGUAUUGUAUUGCUUCACAAAAGUUAUGCACGCUACGCGACACAUGGCUAUUGCAAGGAUACCACUAACGGCCAGUUUGAAUUAUAUGCUCGCGUGAAAUAUUUCACAAUGAAACGUUUCACUACAAAAAGCGAUGGAGAGCGAAGUAGAUUUAAAAAAUAUUUUAUUUAAACUAGGUGACUAAUAUUAAAUAGCCCUUAAACCUUGUAGUUUUACAUUAAUGAAAGAAGCCUCAGGUUUUAUACUUUAAAACAUUUAGCACUUUCUCCCUUUGACAGUGAUUUGGAACCUAAUGGAAGAUGGAACUGGUAAUUAUUCUCCUUAAUUAUAGCUCCAAGGCCAAUGUUAAUGAUCUUGUAAAAAGCUUUUACAACCUUUUAAAUAGUUCUGUAUGAUUUCUUCGAAAGCGUAAGCUUAUAUAAAAGGCGCUGUUUUCAUGAUUUUUCAAUCAGCAGUUUGAAAUGUCUAUUAUCGUGUGGAAUACUUUUCUACUACUCGUGGUUUCAUUAGCACCAGCAGCAGCCAUCCAGGAUAGCAAACCAUACCUACAACGACUCAUUGAAGAUGGGUUUAAUACGUCGGAUAUCAAUGUGGUUUACUUCGUUGCCGAUCACGGUGCAGAUAGACAACUUUUCCGUGGAAACUAUCCACGCGUUUUAAUUCCCGCUCUAGAGAAUCAAUCGAAGAUGAUGAGAAGCAAGAAUGCAUACAUAAAAAUUGCUGCACAAUCGUUGGUGGUUAUCGACGCACGCAAAGAACCAGUGGAAGAGAGACUCUGUUUGAUAUACUUACUAAAGGAGCUACAGCGUAUCCACAAUCCUGGAAGUAAUAAAUUUGUGCUGCUGGUUAGUCAAGCAUUCUAUGAGAACUCAGCCUCAACUAGUCUGAAGUACCUGCAGGAGGGGUUAAUCAACUUGGGUGUUGGUUACUCGGUGGUAUUAUCCUACGAUCAGGUCAACUCCAAAGAUCCUGUGCUGAUGACACGGAUCAGCUUCGGACAUAAAAUCACCACCAGUGUGACGAGUUUCGUCAAUUUUCGACACUUGUUUCGGUUAGACAUACGUUCCUUGGACGGUUUACGCAUGUCCGGAGUGUUGUACAACUUUUUCCCCUUUAGCUACAUCGCCCGGAAUGGGCGUUGGACCGGUACAGAUUUUCAGAUGUGGAAUGAGGUGGCGGUACAGCUGCGAUUGCGUCUAAAGCUUAUACACGCCAAACCGGGAACGAUGUAUAUAGGUGGAGCAUAUUCACCGGCCAUGAGGAACAAGUCCGUGGACUUUAUUGCUUCACGGGAUGUGUUCGUUCUUGACGGUGCAGAGAAGCUACUUCUUUCCUCGCGAGACUACUUCAGUCUCGUGGUGCCUAGACCUGUGACGUUGAAUUUGAUUGAUGCGCUGCUUCAACCGUUUAGACGCGAAGUUUGGAUAAUGGUGGGAGUUUUGGUGAGCAUUCGUGUACUGAUCGCUCAUCUACAGGAUAUUGUGAUGUUGCUGGAUAGACAGGGAUUUGUGCGCAAUCGUUUAGACAACACCCUGACGAAUGAAUAUCCAUGGUUUGGAUGGAUAAAGGUAGCAUGGGAUGUGCUGACGUUUCUGCUUAUUGAGGCAUACUUAGCGCAAGUUACUUCGUUUCUGCUCACCCUACGGUACAUUGAAGGGCCGAAAACCUUAGACGAAUUCCUGGCAUCAAACAUUUUAAUUGUGGCACCUUCGGUACAGACUCACUCACUGGUGCAUUUAGAUGCAGCGCAAAAGGCUCUUCUGAUAUCACGCUUUGUAAAGCGCACCCAAGAAGAACUGUCCCGACCGGAUCUGGCGGAUGCAUACGUGGAGCUCCGAAGUCGUGUAAUGUUUCUAUCCUACGGGACGGAACCGAUCGAUCCGGUAACGCGGAAGCGGAACUAUUACAUUUUAAACGAACCACUAGCGGAUGUGCGGUUUCAGUAUAGCUUUGCGAAAAAAACUGCUUUAAUGAUGGUGGCCGAACGCUGUUUCCUUUGGUACGAGGAGAAUGGAAUGAGGAUGCAAAUCGAUAAUUUUUAUGAACAAUGGGCAAAGGUCAUGUAUGUCCGGAAACAGCACGGCAUCAAUGGGACCGUGUUAGGGUUUUCCGAUCUAAAUUCGUUGUGGAUUUGCACGGUCGUAGGUUGGUGCGUAAGCGGAUUGGUGUUUUUUAUUGAACGUGUCCUGAACUCACGGGCGCUUCAUCGGCGAAUUAAGAGCAGGUUUUUACAUUAAAUAAUGUAUACCUUUUAUACAUUUUGUGUGCGUGUUUUGUUUUGAGAUCAUUAGCCAGCACGCCGAGCGCUUAAUUCACCGAAGUGAACAAAUUCCCUAACACACUAGAGUGCCCUAACACACACGA
Anopheles funestus (African malaria mosquito) is the source of this 2500-nucleotide messenger RNA. RefSeq lists its product as uncharacterized. NCBI's taxonomy places the organism in Eukaryota, Metazoa, Arthropoda, Insecta, Diptera, Culicidae. The coding region runs from base 598 to 2373 and encodes 591 amino acids. The transcript is spliced from 2 exons. The record is from RefSeq and is a predicted model, not a curated record.